UUUAGCCAAUCAGGGGCAGCCACAGUGUGUUUGGAAACAACACAGCUCCUGUAAAGUCCCGUUCGACGGACCGCCACAGACAGUUCCAGACGCAUCUCCGUUCGUAAAGUUUCUCAGCUCAAGAGAAGGUUCACUUUUAUACCCGCAUAUUUUACAGAAGCGCGUCGCUUUUCCCGAGUCGCCUUGUUGUGGCGAAUACCUCCACCUAGUUCUCGCGACCGCAUCAACUGACUCCAAAGUGAAAAUGGAUUUAGAAGAUUCCCAACAAAAGACGACCAGUUUUCUCGUUAAAACGCCCAACCAGGCUCAGGAGGACCAAAUUAUUGACGGGGUCGACAUGAAGUGGACCGUAAAGGACCUGAAGGCUCAUUUGUCGAGGGUUUACUCAAGCAAACCGGCAGUAAGUGACCAGAGACUGAUCUUUGCUGGCAAGCUUCUACCUGAUCAUUUGCACAUCAAAGAUCUUUUCAGACAGAUGGACUCCAUUCCCACUUUGCACCUGGUGUGCCCCAUGAGGAAUCCACCCCAAGCAAAGAGCAAAGAGGCAGAACAACCACAUCCUUCCAGUGUGAGCCCACCUGUUCAGACUCCCAGCACACCAGAGCUCAGACAGAGGAGGCAGACGUCUUCAGCGACUGCUGCUCAGAUCCACACACAGACGCCUGCAGCUCCAACAUGGCCUGCUUCAACACCCGCUGCAGCAUCCCAGCUGACCCAGCCAGCCUUUCCUGCCUUAUCUCUGUACAGCCCCCAGCAGCUCCUGUGGCUCCAACAUGUCUACGCAAGACAAUAUUACAUGCAGUACCACGCAGCCAUGGCAGCGGCAGGCUCCGUUCCCCUGACGCCGGUGGCAACCAUUGGCCAAUACCCACCUGUCCCUGCCCACCAAGUCGCUGUCCCAGCCCCUCUGGCCAAUCAGAACCCCAUCGACAACCUGCCAGUGAACCAGAACCCGGUGCAGGACGCCGCUUUCAUCAACCCGGGGGAGGCCAAUCAGAACAUGCGAAUGAACGCACAGGGCGGGCCCGUGAUGGAGGACGAGGAGGACGUGGAGCGCGAUUGGCUGGACUGGUUGUACUCCGCGGCGAGACUCUCCGUCCUGCUCAUGAUCGUCUACUUCAACUCCAACCUGAGCCGCUUUCUGCUGGUGAUGAGCACGCUGCUCGUCAUGUAUCUACACACUAUGGGCUGGUUUCCCUUCAGAAGGCCAGCACCGGUUCAAGCACACAACCUCCAGCCCCCUGAGGUCCAACACAACCAGAGGAAUGAGGACAGGAACCCUGAGAAUAAUCUUGCCGAAGAAGCAGCUGAUGGACAGGUGGUGGACCACGCAGCUGAGGAAUCUGAGGAGCCGAUGGCGGCGGUUUUAGUUCCUCCUCACAGGGUGUCUGUCAUGUGGACAGCCUGGGUCUUCUUCAAGACUUUCUUCUCCUCCCUGAUACCUGAGGUUGCUCAGGGCAUGGCGAACUGAGCUCCUGAGAAGGCAGCGUUUGGUUUAUAAUGGCAACAGGAGAGCAUGCUGGGAUCUUGAGGCAGCAGGAAGCGGCAAGCCGAAUACCAGCACAACGAGACCUGCCCAAAACGAUAUGGACGGUACCAAAGGACUGAAAGCUGGCAGUUUCUCAUGCUAGUUUCAGGUUUCUAUCCCAGCACCGUGUUUAAUGCUUCAUCAGGAGGCACAAGGUGGAACCUGAAGGUAAAGGAAGGAAAGUCUUGUUGUGAUUUCUCUUUUAGUAUGAGGGAUUAUUUUUUCCAAAUGCAUUUGAAUUUGAUGAGAUCUAAAGAAAAAAAAAGAGUAGUAUGUGACUUGUAAGUUUGUCACAUACAGAUACUCCUGAAUCUGUUUUUAGAUUCUCUGAAAGAACAUUAGUACAUUUUUAACUAAGGUGGUUUUCACUUUUAAGCGUUUUGUCACUACAGAGGCAAAGGAACUUGAUGGACCUUCUGGAAACUGAAUAAAGUAACAAGUCAGCUUGCUAGCCUGUGAUAGCAGGUGGUUUUCAGGAGUGCCACACCACAAACUUCAAGUUAUAAUUUGAAUACAAUUUAUUUCAAGAAGAAAUUCAUGUCUCGUAUUAAACACGGGAAAAAAAAUAGGUUUGAUUCCAGAUGAUUAUUUUUAUUGAAACAUUCUUCCUGACCAAAUACAAAUAUUUUUACGUAAUUGAUUUGAAAAGUGGUUUGUAAAAGCAUGUUUGAAAAAAAAAACUGUACAUAUAUAUAUUUUUUUGUCUCCACAACGCACUUUACAUCUAUCAUAUGCAAGCUUCAACAUAGAGGUUAUGACUCAUGACCUUUUAGGGUCUCAGAGCCUUUCACACAUAAAUAGUUAGAAUUACAGAUCAAAUUCAAUAUGAAGACGCAAACCAUAUUGUGAAAAAAAUAAUAUCAGGAGGACUUCAUGUCUCGGCUUUUUGUCGAUGUGUUUUUCUCGUAGCAUUCCAGAUUAUAUAAUGCAAUACACUAUUCAUCUUCCUAAUAUUUUCUAUAAUAUGUUGAAUGGGAAGUGAUCAGAUACAAAUGACUUUAGUAUUUAAUUCUUUCGCAUGAAUUUUGGUCUGUAAUGGUAAAUAAAUAAGUUUUAUAAUCUUGUCUCUGUAAAGCCUUGAAGGAACAUUUGAGUAAGCAGAAUGAAAGCUAGUUGUGUAAUCUUGUAUAUUUUCUGUACCUUAACUUAGUGCUUGUGUCUCCUGUGUGGGGAGGACAGAAGACUGUGGCAAAGAUCACUGUGUGUAGUGGACAUUUUCAUCUUUAUUUUAAUGCAAUGGAAACAUUUCUUAUAAAAGAUGCAAUAAAUGUUUGUAUGUCAAAUAA
Molecule: messenger RNA, 2814 nt
Organism: Poeciliopsis prolifica (blackstripe livebearer)
Lineage: Eukaryota; Metazoa; Chordata; Actinopteri; Cyprinodontiformes; Poeciliidae
Gene: herpud1
Product: homocysteine-inducible, endoplasmic reticulum stress-inducible, ubiquitin-like domain member 1
Exons: 8
Coding region: 245-1471 (408 amino acids)
Biological process (GO): negative regulation of endoplasmic reticulum stress-induced intrinsic apoptotic signaling pathway; endoplasmic reticulum calcium ion homeostasis; ubiquitin-dependent protein catabolic process
Cellular component (GO): endoplasmic reticulum membrane
Molecular function (GO): transmembrane transporter binding
Source: RefSeq, a predicted model, not a curated record